This is a messenger RNA of Mauremys mutica (yellowpond turtle), 1606 nucleotides long. Its product is annotated as caspase recruitment domain-containing protein 8-like. The transcript is spliced from 5 exons. Gene Ontology annotation, cellular component: canonical inflammasome complex. Lineage: Eukaryota; Metazoa; Chordata; Testudines; Geoemydidae. The record is from RefSeq and is a predicted model, not a curated record. Gene Ontology annotation, biological process: regulation of apoptotic process. The coding region runs from base 105 to 791 and encodes 228 amino acids.
AUUAUCUUGUCCCUUGAUUGGUCCUCUGGUCAGGUAUUCCUCAGGUUACUGAGCUUGUUAACCCUUUACAGGUAAAAGAGACCUUAACCCUUAACUAUCUGUUUAUGACAGGAGAGGAUUUAAGUUCAUGCCAAAUCGCCCAUUUUGAAGCUGGCCACAUGACCCUGGAAACUCCCUCAAGAAUCCAUCUCUUCCAUGUUGUCCUAGAAAAUCCCAGCUUCUCCCAGCUCGGCGUGCUUUGGAGAAAGAUACGUUCAACCAUAACGUUUAUUCCCAUCCAUUCCCUUGUGCUGAUCUACCGGGCACUCAGGGCUGCAGACAUUACACUCCACCUCUACCUGAUACCCAACGACCACUCACUCAGGAAGGCCAUUGAAGAAGAAGAAACGAAGUGGGAGUCAAAGCUCAUUCUCAAACCUCCUCAGACCAAUGCACUGUACUUUGGAUCUCAGUAUGAGGUGUCUGGUACAUCAGAGCUAAAGAUAACACCUGACCAACUGGAGCUCUGCUAUAGAAGCCCGGCAGACCAGCAGCCUUAUAUUGAGCUCUACAUGACGGAGCUGGAGGAGGAAAUCAAGCUUCACAUGAAAGACAGAAAAGACGGGAAAUUGGUUUGGAAGACGUUUGUGAGGCCAGUAUCCUUCAACCCGCACGCUACAUCAUCACUGGAUGGUACCAUCAGGCCAGUGAUGAGACAACGGCGGAAGAAGGGAGAGGAGAGACAAACAGCUGGAAGAUGCCAGGAGUCUGCGGCACCAAGGGCUGAUGAGUCACUGUGUUGGUGUCAUUAGGCAGGACGUUAGCCAAAUAGGGCUCGUCUCCCCCCGGAGCUUACCUAAUUACACCAAGGAGGCACGGAGAACAGGAAGACGAGUACCACACCCUUUAUUGAUCGGUCAGCUGAGCGGGUGCUCUGAUCGGCUAGUGCCAGAAGAGAGAGACACUGUACAAGCCCGGACGGGCCCUUUUAUAACCAAUAACAAACAACUUAGCCUACGUUCGUUUACGUCAUUUGGUUGACCUGUAGAACCUGUACAUGUAUCUGUUAGGGGAUAAUUGGGUACGCAGGAUACAUAUAUCAUUUUGUGGGGGACACAAGAUACAUACAGCUGUUGAGGAUACAUUUGUCAUUCUGAAGGGUACAGCUGUUGAGGAUACAUUUAUCACGAUAAGGGGGGAGACAGGAUACAUCUAUUGACCCUUUGUACUAAAUACUUUGGAGACUUACAUGGGAACACAGCUGCAUACACUUGGGGAGCCAACAUAUACUUGGGGAGCCAAACAAAACUGAUAAGCAAUGCACUGACAUAGGCCUUUGUUCUAUCUAGUCCUUGAAGCUUUCCAACUCACGGGCCAUAGUUUGCCCACCUCUGGCCUAGCGAGUGCAGUUUGGUUGAGGGGGAGUCACUCAGUCAGUGCAUGACAAGCACAGUUCUGCUGCCCUUGAGUCACCCAACAAGGAUAACAACCCGCAUGACCCCUCCCCAAUAACACAGAGACUGGUGACCCAACACCAGCCACAAGUGAGCAUUCGGGCAAAGCAGCCCGUCGUGCUGAGCCCCGAGGCAGGGUGCGUGCGCCCCUGCAACCAAGGUCAGCUCCUGAA